Messenger RNA from Truncatella angustata, 1929 nucleotides. RefSeq names its product putative pyoverdine/dityrosine biosynthesis protein. The record is from RefSeq and is a predicted model, not a curated record. The transcript has 4 exons. The coding region runs from base 1 to 1929 and encodes 642 amino acids. Lineage: Eukaryota; Fungi; Ascomycota; Sordariomycetes; Amphisphaeriales; Sporocadaceae. Gene Ontology annotation, molecular function: oxidoreductase activity.
AUGUCGACCACUACCAUAUCGACCACUGCCGAGCAGCUGUCGGUUGCCAACGCUGCUAUACCUGAUCAUGUAAACUUGGACGCGUCUCACAUCAAGACCGCCGUGCGCAUCCUUGGCAUUAUCGAAAGAUAUGCCCUACCACACAAGGCUGGCCCUCUAACCAAAGCCAACGAAGACACUAAAUUUCUAAGUCAAAUCGCUGCCAAGGUUGCUGACAGGCGACCGAUUGAGAUGUGCCUUCCUGCGUUCCCGUUCAAGUCCCCAAACAACAGUACGAAGGUUCUAGGACGUCUUCCAGACAAGGCGGAAGAGUUCGCAUUGGCGCACCUCAAUGGACUUUGUUGUGCGAUUGAGGACGAGUACAAUCCAGGAGCCAAGCUCAUGAUUAUUUCAGAUGGCCUCGUGUACAAUGAUCUCCUGGGUGUUCCAGACAGUGAUGUUUGGGCAUAUGGCGAAGCUCUGCGGGCACUCAGCCUAAGCAAAGGUUUUAAGCACAUUGAAUUCUCGCGACUAAAGGACUUGGUGAAUAUUGGCGUGCCCAAUGAGAUGGACCAGAUCGUCUACGCCGCUAAUGCCACGAACUUUCGGGUUGCUCUCUUGUCUCAGUUCAGUAACCCCGACUUCGAUGCGUCGCUCAAGAUCCGCGAGGACGAGGACACGUGUAUGACAUAUCGUGGCUACAUCAGGUUUUUAUCAACAGAUCUCCAAGAUGUGUAUCCCGUUGGAAAGGAUCGAACCAAGUCACAGUUCAAGAGAGGGGUUGAGUAUGUCGCAAAGCAGAUGCUCUUCCGUGGUGACGCGUUUGCUCGUGCUGCAAAGAAUACCUUUUCAGACCGCAUCAGACUCUCAAUUCAUCCAUCGAACGGCGAGAACAAGAUUUCUAUCAGCCCUCUGCCAACUGAUACUUCUUUCACAACUCCUUGGCACUGCAGCAUUGCCAUCCGAAUAGAUGGCACCGUCACUAGCGGUCAUCGUGCAUUGUUCGAUGCCGACGACAAAUUCGAGCUCGUUUAUGAAAGCGGUCGACCAAGUUUCUACAGAGAGAAGACAGAUUUGCUAUCCUGGGGAGACCAGCAUGGUGGAAUCAUGUGUGAGCCCAUUUACCCUGCAGGCCUCCUCAUCAGACCAGCGGCUGGUGCUGGCGCGCUGUCGAUCGAAGAGGUUGAUGGACCCAAAGUUCGGGCUCUCGCUGAAAGAAACUCUCCGGUAAUCAUUCGAGACUUCUCGAAGACCAGGGAUCGGGAUCUGUUCGUGAAGAAGUCACACGAACUAGGGGCACCCACAGGAUGGAAGUUUGGUCUGGUCCUCGAAGUGAAAGACCGGGGUGCUGAUACACGCGGCUUGAAUAAUGUGCUCUCGGCGGAAUGGAUGCCGUUCCACUACGAUGGUUUGUUUAAGACUGAAAAAAGAGUGCUAGUGGACGGCAGUGAGGAAGUCAUCUCAACGCCACCGAGAUUCCAGUUCUUUACGGGAGUCACUUCAUCACCAAAAGAUACGGGCUUCACUCUUUUCUCCUCGUCGACACUUGUAUUCAAGUAUCUUCCACGCGAAUUACAGCUGGAGUAUCUACGUGAUCUGACAUGGUCUGUCUCCACUUCAUCAUUCAACGCCACGGUGCUCCGCGGUCUGCCUUUGGUCGUCAACCAUCCGGAAACAGGCCGCCCAUGCCUCCGUUUCCACGAACCAUGGCCAGAGUCCAAGACCAAAUUCGAGGCAACCAAUGUUGAGAUCGAGAAUCCCGGCGAACACAGCGAUAGCGCAACGAUAUGCGGUACUCUCACUGAUCUUCUACACGACAGGCGGAUAGCAUAUUAUCAUGCCUGGGAGAAGGGUGACCUGGUGAUAAGCGAUAACAUCUUGGCGAUGCAUACCAGGAGCGACUUCACAGCAGGAUGCGACAGAGAACUUUGGAGGAUUAAUUUUGAUUAA